CUGCACUACGGGACCCUCCUGGGCAGCAGAGCUUGUGUCCACAUGGCAGCAGCUGCCUGGGGCAGUGGGUUUCUCUAUGCUGUGCUGCACACGGCCAAUACAUUUUCUAUACCACUCUGCCAGGGUAAUGCCCUGGGCCAGUUCUUCUGUGAAAUCCCUCAGAUCCUCAAGCUCUCCUGCUCAGACACCUACCUCAGGGAAGUUGGGCUUCUUAUAUUAAGCUGUUUUUUAGUUUUUGGUUGUUUUGUUUUCAUUGUGCUGUCCUAUGUGCAGAUCUUCAGGGCAGUGCUGAGGAUCCCCUCUGAGCAGGGACGGCACAAAGCCUUUUCCAUGUGCCUCCCUCACCUGGCUGUCAUCUCCCUGUUUGUCAGCACUGGCAUAUUUGCUCACCUGAAGCCCCCCUCCAUCUCCUCCCCAUCCCUGGACCUGGUGGUGGCAGUUCUGUACUCGGUGGUGCCUCCAAGUGCCUAUGGUAUAUUUUAA
Grus americana (Whooping crane) is the source of this 483-nucleotide messenger RNA. RefSeq names its product olfactory receptor 14A16-like. Gene Ontology annotation, cellular component: membrane. The annotation marks the transcript as partial. Gene Ontology annotation, molecular function: olfactory receptor activity. The record is from RefSeq and is a predicted model, not a curated record. NCBI's taxonomy places the organism in Eukaryota, Metazoa, Chordata, Aves, Gruiformes, Gruidae. Gene Ontology annotation, biological process: G protein-coupled receptor signaling pathway. The transcript is spliced from 2 exons.